AUGUUCCAAGUAGUAAAAAAUAUUAUUUCCUCAGUAUCAAUUGAUCCAUCGUCGAACAGUGAAUCUACUAUAUCAGAUUCAGAUACGACCGAAAGUGACCUUGCAUUGGCAAUGGAAGGCUCACUGAAGCUAAAAGAGAACAAAGAGAAAGAAAAACACAAGGAUCCUGGCUCAAAAACAGAUGUACCCCGAAAAGAGGUCAAACACUCAGCAGAAAAGGAGGAUGCACCCGAAAAAACACACAACGAAAUGAAUAAAUCCAACAAUAGAUCACCCAGGCAUGGAUUUAAAACUAAAGAGGAGACGGAGUCAAAAUUAAAUCUGGACGUCCCAGAUUCGUUGCCUAAUCAGGCAGUAGAUGAGUACCUUAACGAGUUCCUGGUGAGCAUCGUCCACAGGUUCUACGAACAUAAAACGUUCGACGAGUACACAAAGGUACGCGACUACAACUUCGGAAAGACGAAGCUGGAGUUGCUGAAUAAGUUCAGAGACACAUCGUCGAACCUGAAGGAGUUCAUCGUAAACGGAGUGAUAGACGUGCCGAUGGAAAACCUGCUAGCACUGGUGAUGGAAUUGAGCAACAGAACCAUGUGGGACGACACGUACCUGGAGCACACAAUGCUGAGUUACGACGAACCGACGAAGACGGACUUUAUACACUCGGUCUCAAAGUACCCGUUCCCGCUGACGAAGAGAACGUACACGAUCACGAGAACCUGCUACAGCUACGGAGAAGACUGCCUAGUGAUACUGAGCUCAACGACGGAUAAGAUGCAGGCGCCGAAGAAGUUCAAGUGGGCGACGCAAGUGGACCAGUUCGAGAGCAUGCUGGUGGUCAGGAACUGCGAGCCCGAGCUGGUGAACGGAGAGAAGAAGGUGACGAAGUCGUACAUGCUCGCGACGUACUUCGAGAACCCGAAGGUGCUGCUGCCGAACUCGUACUUAAAUUUCAUCAUCGGGCAGCUGGUGCCAGGCAUACUGUCAAAAAUGGUUAUCGCAUCGAAGAAGUUUAACUACGAAGAGUCAGUAAAAUAUGUAAAGACGAUGAACUUGGUCCCAAUGCCAAGAAGUAAUUGA
Theileria orientalis strain Shintoku is the source of this 1077-nucleotide messenger RNA. RefSeq names its product lipid-binding/transfer protein. The transcript has a single exon. The coding region runs from base 1 to 1077 and encodes 358 amino acids. The record is from RefSeq and is a predicted model, not a curated record. Lineage: Eukaryota; Apicomplexa; Aconoidasida; Piroplasmida; Theileriidae. Gene Ontology annotation, molecular function: lipid binding.